CUCUGAGGGACAGAGUCACGGAAUGACGGAGAAGCCAACAAACCGACAAUAGCCUCCUGCAGCAGCGCUCUGCUGCAGCUUACAGUUGUCAGUGGUUAGUCGGCGGGCUCAUUGCUAUAGACGUUGCUGUCGUUUUCCGAUCGACGACUCAGGGGCAGUUAAACCGGUGGACGGCGCCGUGGUUCCAUGCUUUUUGUUCCCGUGACGACAGCUAAAACCACCACUUAGCUGCAGAAUUUCUACUCAUUGUUCCAUGUGUAGUAGCAGUAGUGAUAGUGGUGGCUGUGGAGAUCCGUGUAUGGUUAUUGGCUUCCGUUUGUGAGUGACUCAUAUCAGCCACUCAGUCUGUCAGUUGAUCGCCAUUGCUGGUUGUGGGCGGGCAUGAUCUGCUUAUGCGUCCCUCAUUGGCAGUCGUGGACCAUGUGAUACUCGUCAGCCAUUGAAGAUGUGAAUCUAGGCCAGUGCAGCCACUGAAUGUACGUUGAUUAAUAGAACAUACCUUCGGAAUAAUUAAGUAAACAAUAUCAAGAUUAACCACGACAACAUCGUAAAAUGGAUACUAAGUUUUGCUUUACGCUCUGCGCAAAAUUACGGAUAAAGGGUUUCAUAUAUCUCAUACUCAGGAUAAAUAUACCAUCAAGGUGAACAAGUCGAACUGGAGUAGUGCCGUGUACAAAACGGAUAAGUGCAGCGUUAUUCCACAUCUCAGUGAAACAGUACGCCUAAAGCAGUUUCGUAAGGUGAGCUAAGGCGUGGUUUAGUGGGGAUUGCGUGGCGUGCGCUGAAGGGCGCGAUGUCGAGCUCACAAACGGGAAGCAAGGGCGAAGAUGCCUCGACGCCCAUGCUGCCCGGCGGAGCGAGUGGUGCAAGCCAAGCGCACGUCAUCCGCAUGGACUCCAGCACCACCAAUCUACAAUCAUCGUUAAAAUCAUGGGGUGAAGAAAAUAUGUUAUUGGUGUUCACGAUUCUCGGAGUGCUGCUGGGUCUACUGCUCGGUUUUCUCGGGCGCAUGCUGGCGCCUUCAACGGAGAGCAUUAUGCUUAUCUCGUUUCCCGGUGAAAUUCUCAUGGGAAUGUUGAAGAUGCUUAUUCUACCGCUCAUCAUAUCUUCCAUGAUCUCUGGUCUCGCACAGUUAGACCCUAAAUCAAGUGGAAAGAUGGGUUCGCGCGCUCUGGUUUACUAUUUCGCGACCACAAUCCUAGCCGCAAUUGUAGGAAUCGUUAUGGUAAUAACAAUUCACCCUGGAGACCCCAACAUCAAGGAAGGUCUACAUCAUGCUAAGGAGGACAAAAAAGUUUCCACCCUUGACGCCUUCCUCGAUCUCAUUCGAAAUAUGUUUCCAGAAAAUCUUCUACAAGCAUGCUUUCAGCAAGUCGAAACCACUUAUGAAAACGUAACAAAAGCCACAUUAAAUGCAGCAGGAAAACAAGAAUAUACACUAAAGCGCAAGAUAGUAUUUAAAAAUGGCACGAAUGUGCUAGGACUUAUUGUCUUCUGCAUUGCAUUUGGCGUAGUUUCCGGACAAAUGGGACCCCAAGCUGACCUCAUGGUGAAGUUCUUUGUACAGCUUAACGAGAUUGUAAUGAAAAUCGUUGUGCUGGUGAUGUGGUAUUCUCCUUUCGGUAUCAUGUCUCUUAUUAUCGGGAAGAUUAUGUCUAUUGAAGAUUUGGCCUCCACGGCUGCACAGCUUGGUCUCUACAUGGUUACAGUUAUAGUGGGACUAUUAAUCCACGCCUGUAUUACGCUUCCGGGGAUUUUCUUCCUUAUCACCAGAAAGAACCCUGUAACCUUUUUUAAGGGAAUGCUACAGGCUUGGAUCACAGCUCUCGGUACAGCUUCCAGUGCCGCGACCUUACCGGUAACCUUCCGAUGUCUGGAGGAAAACCUCCACAUUGACAAACGUGUCACGCGUUUCGUACUUCCAGUCGGGGCCACCGUAAAUAUGGAUGGAACUGCCCUCUAUGAGGCGGUCGCCGCAAUCUUCAUCGCCCAGAUGAACGGCAUCUACCUCAGUCCCGGGCAGAUCAUCGCGGUGUCCUUGACGGCAACGGCAGCAUCAAUCGGUGCUGCCUCAGUUCCAUCAGCCGGCCUUGUAACGAUGCUCCUUGUUCUAACUUCUGUAGGACUGCCCACCGAAGAUAUUUCGAUGAUAGUCGCCGUCGACUGGAUGCUAGAUCGUAUUCGAACAUCAAUAAAUGUCUUGGGAGACGCAUUCGGUGCGGGCAUCGUGGACCAUCUCACCAAAGAUGAGCUGGCUGAAAUGGACGCUAAGAAACACCUGGAUAAAACAAGGAAUUCGCAUCCGAACGAAGGCGAAACGGCAAUCUAAGUGAGCUAUUAAGACUAUGAUUUCAAGUACUGCUUGAUCUAUUCUGUAACUCGUUCAAAAUAAGGAACGCUCUUAAUAAAUGCAACUCGAAACACUGAGAAACAUUGAGCAGCACGUUGAUAUUGCAAAAUUUUUUCUAACUAAGGGCUGUAAGUUCAGUUAUCUGGAAGUCAACGAUGGCUCUCUGAACUUAUAAUGGCGAUAAAAAGACGUGUUGUUAAUGUUUUUCGAUGUACAAACAUGCGUUUAGCAUUCACAAAACACGUACGUACUCCCAACGCAGUUAUGUGGCAAAUACAGGACAAAAAUCCAGGGAUGUACAGAUAGCACACGAGGGUGUAUCUACCUCAUCAAGCAAGCAAUCAAUCAGCCGCGCUAACUGCUACGAUUAUGCAUUCAACACCUAAUCAAAGAAACGACAGUUAUGGUAGCAACAGCGGAAAUGGCAGUGAUUAACAAAUUACGAACAGAAGGUGCACAGAAGGAACAGGUAAAGAAAAAAGGAGACAUUGCGACACUUAAUCACACAGACAAAUAGUUACCUACUUUGAUCUAUCUCUAUAACCUAAAAUACCUCAGCAAUGUGAUUAACAAAAAAAUGUUCUAUGAAAAUGUACGCCAAGCUGUCAAAGUGAAGAAACGUUACUGCGUAAAGCAUACUAUCUAAAACACGGAAAGCAGGGUCGUGUUGUAACUUUGUAUUCGUUGUAGUGAUUCAGGAACUCUAUGUGAAAUUGCUAAUAACUGAAUCCUCAUUGAUGAAAAAAAGCGUAGCACAUAUCAUUGCCUUAGCUAUAGGGUUAUUACGUCAUUCGUGUCUAUCUAAGCAUAUCUUAUAGGAAAUAUACAGUAAAGCGUAUUGUUUUUCUUAGAUAGCCGCAUAUGCACAAAAGUACGUAUGCAGUCUUAAGUAUGGCAUAGUAUUCAUUUCAAAUAGCAAAGAUCAAGAGCAGAGUUGCAUAAAUAAGACUGCAUUUCGUUUCUCAAAUUCUGACGGUCAUUAAUACCUCAACAGUGGAUGGAAAUAAAGUGUUAGGAACAGCUACAUAGUUACCAAGCGAAAAUGGAAAGUACGCAUCAUCAACGCAGCAACAACGUAUCAUUAGAACUAUAUUUCUUCACAACUAUCCUUAACGAGCGAGCUCGUCCGAGCAUAUCAAAAUGACAUUUAUUUAUUUAUUGAUCGAUAACGACGAAAGCGAAUGGUUUAACUCAUAGCUCCGCGUGCAGCCACAAACAUCUUUAGAAUAUAUCGCAGGUUUUGCAACCCAUUCAAAAAAUUUUUCACCCUUCUUUUCCGAUAAAUACUCUACCAGCGACACCGCCAGCAAAUCAUAUUAGAGAGGGAGAAUGAUGAGUCAGGAAAGCAGUUUAAUGGUGGAGCUAGCUAUCACCAGUCGCCGCCGCCGCCGCAGCAAGCAACAACUAGUGAUUAUCCCAGCUAAUGAAUGACGUCAUAAUGCAUGAUUGUGUUGUUGAUGAUGAUCAAAUACAUCUACGAGCCAUAUUUUGGAGACAGAGGAGUACCCGCAGACAAUGAGAUCUAUGUCUUUCACUUCGUGCCCUUUAAAACAAAAAAAAAAAACAGGCUGAUCACGAUAUUAACAUGGCCGACUAAAAUCAUUAUUAAUGUCGAUAAUAAAUAAGAAUUGUGGUCGUCGUCACUAGUACAAUCGUCAUCUUCAUCGUGAUACUCACAACAACAAUAUUUAUAUGAAUUUUAACGCACUGGCAGGCAAACGUCCUCCACGACAUUUAUUUUAGAAGGCGGCGGUGAAGUAAAUCUACGGAGCACAAAAACAGCUGUGUACAGAAGCAGAGCUGCAAAGGCCUGUUUUGCUAACUCUAACAAAGCGUAACGCAAUAUACAAAGAAUCAUCUGAAGUACCAAUGGUGCCAUAAGUUUAUAAAGUUACAAUCGCACACAAGAAUUCUCCCAGAAUCAAGGAGAAUCAUGACAGUUAUAGAGUUAGGCCCAACGGAAUCGACAAAAACAAGCAUGAGCCUGAGACCUUCUCUCGUUGAGCAAGAGUAAUGGCGAGAGAGUAAGAGAUGUUGCAAUAGUACAUACACUUGCUAUCAUAAAAUGAAUCAACAACCAAAGUUAUAUAAACAGUUGUUGUUGAAUCUUAGGCAUGGUACGCAUGCCAUUGGAAAACGAUGUCAGUGAUUAUGCCGAUAAUGCAAUAAUAUUAUGAGAAACUCGGUUUAAAAGGCAAAAUGUAGAUAGAAACAAAAUUUAGAUGGACCUAAAAGGAACCUACCGUAGAUGAUUUAGGGAAAUUUAACAUAAACAGGUUCCCCUGAGUUCAAUGAUAGCGAAGGUGAGAUCGAGAGAAUGCAGCAUGGUACUCCGGCAAAUGUUGUUUUUACGGGACAGUUCCUGCUUUCAGGUAUCGCGCGUGCAAAUCUUAAGAAUAGUAUAGCUGGUUAAGACACAGAAAAAAAAAACUCACCGACCGCGGAACAAUGAGCAGCAGUUACCAAACAGCUUUCAAAACCACAGCAACCAGUCAGCCAUUUUAAAUAGGUGUUUGCUCCCAUUAUAUAUUAUAUACCCAUUUUAUAUAUAUAUAUACAUAUAUAUAUAUAUAUAUAUAUAUAUUGUUGUUACUAUCUCAAUUAUUGCUGUCAUUAUUUAAAAACCAAAAAAUAAGGUCAAUAUAAAAACAUAAACAGACAUUACCUACGAUAACGAGAAUGGUUCCAUAUAACAGGAGUUGCCUAAAUAGUGCUAUAUAUAUAUAUAUAUAUAUAUAUAUAUAUAUAUAUAUAUAUAUAUUGGAGCUGAAGACAAACCACGAACGGCUAUUCAGCAUUAACAGCUAUUUAAUUUGUGGUAAGUACACGAUCAAAAGAAAUCCGUAUCAAAGAAUGCAUCACGAUAUUGGAAAUAUAUAUAUAUAAUGGACCAGGAAAGAAGAAUGAAAAUUCUCGAUGUUCCGCUUUCGCAAGGUGAUUUAUCUGGAGAUUGUAUCCUCGUGCAAUAUAUCUACAUAUACAUUCACAUAUACAUGUGUGUUCAUCUAAUGCUGCUCUUAGCCUAUGACCUGACCUGGCUACCAUGUCAGUCGAGAAGUGCUGCAACACAAGCUACAGAACUAUAUACAUAUAUAAAUUCGGCGGUUUUUCAUAAGCCGCCGUCAAGAAUUUAUCUGAAGCGUAUUACGCCGCUGUGAUUGAAUAAACUUGAGAGUGAAUGAAAUACUGAAACGAGAAAGAAUGUUAAGCUAAAAGUGCCUGAUGGAUUCGCCAACAUUUUGACAAAAACCAAGAAUUUUGGCGAGCUCUGGACAGGACACUCGAUGCUUCACAACGUGUAAUGAACAUUCAAAUAAGGUGAACAAUACGAAGUGUUAUUUACGGGAUCGUGCGUGAAUCUGAAUUGUCAUUCAAUUAAAACCAUAAUAUAAUUAUAAUCAUUAGACAUGUAUUGAAAGAGGGAAGCAGUUUUAUCCUAAAACACUAACGUAGAAUAUGUGAGUGAAACAAAAGUCCGGAAAACAGGUUCCUUCAUCACACUCCUUUGUUCUCAUUAGCAAGUCGCUGUCUUUCGUGACACCGCCUUUAACUUGGGUUAACAAACGCAUACAGUAUCAGUUCAUCGAGACAAAAUAUUUUCACUAAUUUGACUUUUAAAAUGACUGAAUCCUAGUAACAGAUUUAUAAGUAGUAAAAUGUAGUCAUUUUUACACCCUCUCAAGGCAGUUUGUUAGGUCGUUCGCUGAUGAUGUCACAUCAAUCCUAUAAAUUAAAACACCCUGGAACAAACGAAUAUCAAGCAGGUAGAUGAGGAGAAGCGAAAAAUUAUUCAAAAUAGAAAAAAACACAAAUAAUAUUAAAUAUAAAAAGUAAAAUAUGGGGUAUAUUCUUUAUUCAUUUGUCAGAACUGAAGGUUUGGACAUUAUCUGCGGAAAACGACUUUUAUAAUAAAAGCUAUAUCAGGCAUACGUCACGAUCCGUAGUUAUUGAAAUCAUCUACUAAUGACCUUAUAUCUCGAAAAAAGGUCAAGUAUUUCAUCGUUAAGAUAUCAACGUUAACGAAAAAUACGCUUAAAAAGCUAAUGACAGUAGUUGGAUCAAGUGCAAUGACUCACAGCAAAUAGUGUAUAUGUAUGUGUAUAUAUAUAUAUACAUACAAUCAAGCAUGGCCUAUUACGUGACUACCGAAGUCUUUCGCACGUAAGAACAAACGGGUUCACUCACCACUUCUUGUGGUAACUUCUAUGUUCGUGAAUUCAGUAAACUGUUCGAACAUAAAUGUAUUGGUGGUGACCUUGGAUGUGUCGUAGAAGAAAGAAAAAUCAUAUGCUAGAUAUAGAAAUAUAUGAUGCGAACGGAAGAAAGUAACGAAUGAGAGAGCAUGCAAGACUAUCAAUAAAAAAGACAACAGCAACAAUGUGUAACAGCAAGAAAAACGCGUUUGGUGCCGCCAUCACCCUGAGCGACGGCUGCAAUUUGACUGCCGUAUACUGAGAACACUGAAUUGGAUAAACAUUGAAACAACUUAAUCUACUUGUAGACUGUGGAUAUGAAGCUGAUAACCGUGACGAUAUUAUAAUAGUAAUAAAUAAUUGUAUGCCGACGUCUUUCACCUUCCCUACAUCAUCGACCAAAGUGAAAGUAAAAUAUGACGAAAUGCUUAUGACAAAUAUUAUGGAAUAAAAUACAAAAAGUAAAACUCAACAUGGAA
Messenger RNA from Varroa destructor (honeybee mite), 7022 nucleotides. RefSeq names its product excitatory amino acid transporter 2-like. Gene Ontology annotation, cellular component: plasma membrane. Lineage: Eukaryota; Metazoa; Arthropoda; Arachnida; Mesostigmata; Varroidae. The record is from RefSeq and is a predicted model, not a curated record. Gene Ontology annotation, biological process: L-glutamate transmembrane transport. Gene Ontology annotation, molecular function: glutamate:sodium symporter activity; neutral L-amino acid transmembrane transporter activity; L-glutamate transmembrane transporter activity.